Molecule: messenger RNA, 852 nt
Organism: Dovyalis caffra
Lineage: Eukaryota; Viridiplantae; Streptophyta; Magnoliopsida; Malpighiales; Salicaceae
Source: the annotation of a GenBank genome assembly
AUGACUUUCUUAUUACCUUUGUUGUCAAAUGAAGAGUGGCUAAGUUUCAUUAGUUCUGGUUCAAAGCCAGAUAAAAUUUGCUUCAGCACUAUUCCUAAUGUUAUUCCACCUGAGCUACGUCGUGCCACCAUCAUGUAUGAGUUCCUUGAAAUACUCAUGACAAAGAUGGAAGCUCCAUUUGAGCAGCUUUUGAAUCAGCUUGGGCAGCCUCUAACUUUAAUAAUGGCUUAUACAUUCCUACCUUGGCCUGUACGUGUCGGAAAUAGGAAAAAUAUUUCAGUGGCAUCAUUUUGGCCCAUGUCAGCCGCUACUGUUGGUCCUGCAAUUCUGUUCUCAAAAUUUGAAGAUAGUUCUUACACGAGAAUUACACAUGGUGGCAUUGACUACUUGAGAUGCGUAGAUGACCAAACCAGUAAAUCUGUUUUGUACAUUUCCAUGGGAAGCUUUCUUUCGUUUUUCAGUGCCCAAAAGGAUGAAAUUGCUGGUGGUUUGCAUGAUAGUGCUGUUCGAUGCUGGGUGGCAUGUGGAGAAACUUCUAGGUUGAAAGAGGUUUGUCGUGAUAAGGGAUUAGUAGUGCCCUGGUGUGACCAGUUGAGGGUUUUUCCUUUCCUCACCCACCCAAUUUCUGCAGAUCAACGCCCAACUAACAAGUUAAUAGUGGAGGAUUGGAAGGUUAGCUGGACAUUGGAGAAAGAGUAUAGGGUUGAAAAUCUUGUGAGAAGGGAGGAAAUUGGGGGACUUCUGCAGAAUUUCAUGGAUUUGGAAAGCAAUGAAGGAAGAGAGAAGAGGAAGAGAGUGAAACAAUUUCAGGAGAUAUGCCAGACAAGCAAUCUCCAAAGAUGGAUCAUCUGA